AUGUCCGUGAUUCGUGACUAUGUGGCACUGGAAGCGCUCUCCAGUAGUCAAAGUUCAACAGCGGUAACGCAGCAUCUGUUGGAACUUUAUGUUGCCGCGUGCAAGGUAGCCCAUAUCCUCGCGCGUUUGUCCGCCCACCCCCCGACGCCACCACUGAAACGAGUUCACAACAAUAAGCACACAAACGUUCAAGUAUCAUGCAAUUCUGUUGCAGUGAGAGCGGACGCGCACAGCCUAGACUUUGACUUCAACCGUCUCCUGUGGCCACAAACACGUCGCACCGAUACUCAGGAGUCAGGACCGAAGGCCGACUCGGGGGGCGCAUACAAACGCUUACAAAGCUAG
Postia placenta MAD-698-R-SB12 is the source of this 345-nucleotide messenger RNA. RefSeq lists its product as hypothetical. The record is from RefSeq and is a predicted model, not a curated record. The transcript is spliced from 2 exons. NCBI's taxonomy places the organism in Eukaryota, Fungi, Basidiomycota, Agaricomycetes, Polyporales, Adustoporiaceae. Bases 1 to 345 code for a protein of 114 amino acids.